AUGAGCGAGCUUGUACUAAAGAAUGUCAUAUUUGCGCCAAAUUACAUCUGCAAUGUCAUCGGCGGAAAUAUCUCACAGGAUGGCUACGUGGCCAGAGUUGGCCCCGGUAGUGUUAAGUGUGAAGGGGAGAUACGCGACAAUAAGGGAUUCCAGGUCGCACACUUCCGAAAUCACAGGAACACCAUGCAGCAGAUCAAAGUCAGAAUAUGGGGCCCUCCAUCGGGUCGAGAGCUAAAGGAGAGAUCGGCAUUCCCCUCACGCAUCAGACUCGACUUACCAUACUUCAAACACGACAUACAGGCCAAGUGGCCAACCGACGAGAGAUGCCGCUUCGAGAGGUUCAGGUCAACUCGUAUCCUUUCUGUUAAUAUUGGGAAAAAGCCCUGGUCGGAGGGAGAGUUACAGUGGCUCAAGAACGAGGGCAUAACUUUCGACGUCGAUGUCGAGAGGGCUAGAAUUCGUCUUGACAAGAAAAACCCCGCGGAUGCUGGGAGUCUCAGAACUCGUAAAAUUGCCACGAUUUUGAGAGGAAAGCACCGCGCGCAGUGGCUGAAGAACCCGUUCUAG
Fusarium verticillioides 7600 is the source of this 567-nucleotide messenger RNA. RefSeq lists its product as hypothetical. The transcript has a single exon. The coding region runs from base 1 to 567 and encodes 188 amino acids. NCBI's taxonomy places the organism in Eukaryota, Fungi, Ascomycota, Sordariomycetes, Hypocreales, Nectriaceae. The record is from RefSeq and is a predicted model, not a curated record.